Molecule: messenger RNA, 1685 nt
Organism: Mya arenaria
Lineage: Eukaryota; Metazoa; Mollusca; Bivalvia; Myida; Myidae
Product: E3 ubiquitin-protein ligase DTX3L-like
Exons: 6
Coding region: 1-543 (180 amino acids)
Biological process (GO): Notch signaling pathway; protein ubiquitination
Source: RefSeq, a predicted model, not a curated record
AUGAAGACAAAAAACACAAGGAAGGGGUUUGAACAAGAGUUACUGAAGGCGAAACAGUGUAUAGAGAAAUAUGAAAAGGAAAGGGCAGUAUUAAAGGUACAAAUUCCACAUCUGAAAGACAAUAUUAAGUGGACUCAACCAAAUGGAAAAGUUGAGGUCAAGAACAGCAAAAAUCAAGUCGGUCUUCCUGUCAUCAAGUUGAGUUUUACAUUCCCGGAUGGCAUUCAGACGACGCACCAUCCGUCCCCGGGAAAAGCGUAUGGAGGCGGCAGGUUCACAGGACGCUUGAGAACCGCCCCUGAGGGCGAGCUGCUAUGUAGGAUGUUAAAGGCGGCGUUCAGGGGAGGGUUGAUGUUCAUCGUGGAGAAGGAAGGAAAAGUUGUCCUGGAUGGCGUCUCAUUGUAUGAUUAUUCAGUGUACGCCCGAGAUUACAUUGACUACACCCGGACAUUGAAAGCGGAACUGGCAGCCAAAGGCAUCACAGAGGCGAACACAGAUCAGGAAGAAAAGCUGGUAGAGACUUUUACUGUCGAUGGUUGGUAGCUUUCGUCAGUCUUAUGAUACCGAUAGUCUUACUCCAAAUGACAAUGUACUUUUUCAUAUGUAUUAAUGUUCUGUUUACAUGGUAUCUUUCUCUCUACCAUCUAUUUCACCGUUGUGUCUUUAUAGAGUUGAGUUUUGAACUGCUUGUCUACUAUGGAGUAGGGAUGGUUAAUUCACAUGACGGCAUGAAUUUGUUUCAAUACACACGAUUAAUUAUUUUCGUUCAGAUUACAUAGGAUAAUUUCAACAUCGUGAAAUAUAUGUAUUGUAUGGAUAUAUAUCGUCCACAAAGUGUUAAACACGAAACAGUAUUUCAUGAUUAAUGUAGUACCUUUGUUUUAAUAUCGGUUGACAGUUUUAGAUAAUACAAUAUGAUAAUAAGUAAGCAGACAAGGCAAUGUCCAAGUUCAUGUUUUUCACUUUUAUGAUAACAUUUCAUUUAUAAUGUUUAAUAACUUCAAGUUCGAAGUCGCACUGAGUUCUGUAAUGAUAUGAUAGCAAGUUAACAUACAAAAGAAUAAAAGAGGCGCAUGUUGAACCAGACGGAAACUUGGAAAUAGACGUUCUCGGUCGAUUGGCCGUAUACCGUCGUGGUUACCUGUUGUGGAUAUUGUAUCUUCAAAUGAACUCGUGUUAAAAAUGAAAUUUUCGUGUUGUAUAAGAUGUUUACGUAGUUGUUUAAAAAAUCAAAGGACAUAAUUUGAAAUGUUUUUAACUUUGGUAAGAACCUCUACAUGUUUAUGGUCAUUUUAUUUGUAUGUAAAUAAACGUUGAGACGAGUUAAUAUUCCAUUGGAAGAGUAAUUGGAAGCCAUAUGUCGGAGUAAUUUGCUAAAGACGACAUAACAAACAUGAACUAUGCAUACAAUGUAAAUAAUAUCUUAUAUUUUUUAAGUUAGGUUUUAUCCUUGUGCCUCUUAAAACAUAAUUCGUUAUAAUGAUGCCAGCUUAUAUUCCCUUGUAUUUCCAUUGUAUGUGUCGGAUGAAUGUUAAACAUUAUGCUUUUAUUCAUUCCACUAUAUAACUAAUACUAUUUGGCUAUGACUGUGUUUUCUUGAUGCCUAUGUUCAAUAAUACUUUGUCUUUAUCAGGGGAUUAUAUGUAAUAUAUAGUUUUAGAAUGUUAUAAUUGCCCAUGCGAAAU